CCCCAGAAUCGGUCCCAACACCAAACGAACGCGCUCUUUCUCUCCGAGACCUCCGACACAACAGGCCGGCUCUCUCUCUCUCUCUCUUCCACAUGCCCUCCUCUUCUAGGGCUUCUUUCUCUCUCUUCCACAUGCCCUCCGCUUCUAGGGCUUCCUUCUCUCCAUAGAUUUUUACUUUGGGUUUCCUUUUUUCUGUGUUUCCUUCUUCCGUUUUCUUUGUGCUUAUUGAUCUGGUUUCGAAGAAGUAUCCUAUUUUUUCUCUUAGGGUUUUCGAUCAUCUCCGAUAUCUUCGAUUUUCUUACAUUCCCGGGAAAUUCUCCGAUUUUCCUUUCGUCACGCGAGGCUUUUUUCUCUUGGUGGAGGGCUUGUCAUCUUCUUCAAUUUCGUGGUUACGAUUUUCGGUUCAAUUUUCUCUUUUCGUGUCCAAUUUUUUUUUUCUCAAAAAAUAUUUUCAUCAGAAAUUUCUAGGGUUUCCGAAUACUCGUUAGUUUUUCAAUUUUUAUUUUUAUUUUAUAUUUGUUGGGCAAUGAGAUGGUGAGGCCAGAGGGAUUGAGUGCUACGCCGCCGCUUCUUCAAGCGGCGGCGAAGCAGUACGGCGUGACAAAGCCGAUAUCUACAGCGGGCCCCACAGACGUUGAUAUCCAGAGGACUCUGGAGUUGGAGAAGUUUUUGGUUGACGUUGGGCUUUACGAGAGCAAAGAGGAAGCUGCCAAAAGAGGAGCUGUUCUUCAUCGUAUUGGACAGAUUGUCAAAGAUUGGGUGAAACAACUCACUAGAGCAAGAGGUUACACGGCUCAAAUGGUUGAGGAUGCAAAUGCUGUAAUUUUUACCUUUGGUUCUUAUCGGCUUGGGGUGCAUGGUCCUGGGGCCGAUAUAGACACAUUAUGCGUUGGGCCAUCAUAUGUGAAUCGUGAGGAGGAUUUCUUCUAUAUAUUGCAUAACAUUCUGGCAGACAUGGAAGAAGUAACAGAGUUACAACCAGUCCCAGAUGCGCAUGUCCCAGUAAUGAAAUUCAAGUUUGAUGGAAUAUCUGUUGAUCUUCUUUAUGCGAGUAUUUCUCUCUUGGUUGUACCAGAAAACUUGGACAUCUCGGAUUUGUCGGUAUUGUACAAUGUCGAUGAGCCUACUGUUCGAAGUCUUAAUGGCUGCAGGGUUGCAGAUCAAAUUCUUAAGCUUGUUCCAAAUGUUGAGCAUUUUCGCACAACAUUGAGAUGCAUGAAGUUUUGGGCCAAAAGGCGUGGUGUGUAUUCCAAUGUGACUGGAUUUCUUGGGGGUGUGAAUUGGGCCCUUCUUGUUGCCCGAGUGUGCCAGCUUUAUCCUAAUGCAGUUCCAAGUAUGUUGGUCUCUCGAUUUUUUAGGGUCUAUACACAGUGGCGAUGGCCAAAUCCUGUUAUGCUAUGUGCCAUUGAAGAGGAUGAGCUUGGUUUUUCAGUUUGGGAUCCUCGUAAAAAUCCUCGUGACCGAACUCACCACAUGCCGAUCAUAACUCCUGCUUAUCCUUGUAUGAAUUCUAGCUAUAAUGUUUCUACAAGUACACUCCGUGUUAUGAUGGAACAGUUUCAAUGUGGUAACCAGGUUUGUCAGGAGAUAGAGCUGAAUAAUUCCCUGUGGAAUUCUCUAUUUGAGCCGUACUUGUUCUUUGAGAGCUAUAAAAACUAUCUCCAGGUUGACAUUGUCGCAGCUGAUGUUGAUGAUUUGCGUGCUUGGAAAGGCUGGGUGGAAUCUCGGUUGAGGCAACUGACCUUAAUGAUUGAGCGGGACACUAUAGGGAAGUUACAGUGUCAUCCUUAUCCACAUGAGUACAUUGAUGCGACCAAGCAGUGUGCCCAUUGUGCUUUCUUCAUGGGUUUGCAGAGGAAACAGGGGGAAACCAUCCAGGAGGGUCAGCAGUUUGAUAUACGGGGGUCUGUGGAUGAGUUCAGGCAUUCUAUUAAUAUGUAUAUGUUUUGGAAGCCAGGUAUGGAGAUCUAUGUAUCUCAUGUUCGUAAAAGGCAGAUUCCUUCUUAUGUGUUCCCAGAUGGUUAUAGACGGCCUCGUCCGUCAAGGCUCAUUACACCAAAGACUGAUAAGCCAUCUGAAGAUAAACGCAGUCAAAAUGAUUCUGGCAGACAUUAUCUUAAGCAGAAAAAGGGCACUGAGGUUUUGGAUAAUAAAGUAGGUUCCCCAGAGAAACAGCAGAGUAUUGGUCCUCAGCAGCACAGUUCAAUUUCUCCUGAAAUUGUUGAUCACAGGAUAAGCGGUGUAUCUACUGGCCUUAAGAGGAAAAGGGAUUCUGAUGCACUGAAUGAUAAGCUGGGUACGCCUGAAAAACAACAAUGUACUAGUCCUCAGCAGGACAGUUCAAUCUCUUCUGAAAGUAGUGUUCACAGCUUAAGCUGUGUAUCUCCUCAACAGCACAAUUCAAUGUCUUCCAAUACUGUAUCUACAGACCAUUUGCCUUCUAUAAUGGAAAUUGCUGUCGAAAAAAAUAUGGUGCACCAUGCUGACACUUUGAGAGAGGCAAGUACUGGGACCGACUAUGUUAAGGGAGUGCUAAGAUUGAUUGAGACAGAUAAAAGCUCUAAUGUGGAGUUGGUUGUAUCAGAGACUGAGACCGGAUGUACCUCAAAUUCCAGUGUCAUUACAAAUGUCACAAGUGAGGGCACUUCUUGUGAGGAUGUUGGAUUUGAAACAGUGACCGUCACUGGGAGUCCUGAAGGCAGUGUUCAAGACAGCAAUGACCCUGAAUCCGUACAGGGUGAUUCAUGUGAGGCAGACUUUGAACAGCUCUUGCAGAAUGGAUUUGUAAAUGGCAACAUGGUAUUUAAAGAUGGAUCAAAGGAAACCCAAAUGGUUCGCUCGGGAUGUCACUUGAUUCCAGCAGUGGUGUUAACUCGAGGGCUGUGGUAGUAAGGUGUAGUCUAACAUCAACAGCGUAACCGAAGUUUUAUAGAGUCGAAUAUGUGGAGGCUUAGAAGAAAGAGAGAUAAAGCCAGCAGAUCGGGUAAGUGAUUUUACGGCGGACUUUCAUUUCUUUCCUUUUUUCAGGCAUGAUUUGUGUAUUCAAAUUUGUCUGGACCGAGGUGGAAUCCAUUAAAGGUUAAUCCGAGAAUUCAAGUUAGCCAUUUUUCUGAAGGACCAAGAAGUACUUAGAAGCUUCAUCCGUUUCUCUGUAUAGUAUUUGCUAAUUAUAUGCUUGGAAACUCGGAACUUGGCAGCUCCUUAUUGUGUAGAGGUCUCUUUCUUUCUUUCUUCUUCUGUUUCCUUUUAUCCCUUUUUUUUUUUUUUUUUUUUUUUUGUGGGGAGGCAAAAGUGUCAUCGUGUUUUCUUUUCGUCGUCGUGGUGGUCACAACUGUGGCAGCGUCUAGUGUUUUGUGGUUAAGGGUUUGGGAUCUUGUUUGUUGGGAUACUGAUUUAAUGUGGGUAGGACCAUAGUUUGCAGUGUGCAGCCCGUUUGACCAAUGUAUACUUUGUGCCGUUCAUUAACAACGUUGAACAC
Molecule: messenger RNA, 3478 nt
Organism: Morus notabilis
Lineage: Eukaryota; Viridiplantae; Streptophyta; Magnoliopsida; Rosales; Moraceae
Product: nuclear poly(A) polymerase 4
Exons: 12
Coding region: 532-2889 (785 amino acids)
Cellular component (GO): nucleus
Molecular function (GO): RNA binding; poly(A) RNA polymerase activity
Source: RefSeq, a predicted model, not a curated record